AUGAACCUGACCCUGACCGCCGCCGCGCCGCUUGACGGCUCGGGCGUCGCCCCCGGCUCCAAGUUCGCCAGCACUGGCCUCUGGAAGUGCCCCGGCCGCGACUUGCGCUACCAGUGCCACCUCUGGCCGUCAGAGGCGCCCUGGAUAGCCCCCUUCCACCAGUCCUGCAGCAUCACAGAGGUCAUGCAGUUCGACCCCAUCGGCGGGACCGACCUUGCUGACAUCACCGCCUCCACCGCCGCCGCCCUGGUCACGUGGGCGGACGGCCGCGAGUAUCUGGCGUUCUACCUCGACUGCGCCGCCUGGAGCCCGGCCUGCCCGCCGCUGGGGCGCAUGGCUGUCGCCUGGGUGAUGCGCGGUGGCAGCGCGGCCGCCGCGGCGCCGUAA
Molecule: messenger RNA, 387 nt
Organism: Monoraphidium neglectum
Lineage: Eukaryota; Viridiplantae; Chlorophyta; Chlorophyceae; Sphaeropleales; Selenastraceae
Exons: 3
Coding region: 1-387 (128 amino acids)
Source: RefSeq, a predicted model, not a curated record